AUGUUUCAGGGCAAAGAGGAGGAGCAAGAUGUAAAAGUUUCCCAAAGCAAAGGAAGGAAGAUGCCAAGGCCGUGCUCUGGCUUGCUCUUGAUUAGGGCUCUUUUCUUUCUUUUUUUUUUUCUUUUUCUUUUUUCAGAUCUGAGGCUGUCAGAGAUGACUCUGGUUCUGUCCAUGAAUAGAUUCUGCGAGCCCAUUGUCUCGGAAGGAGCUGCUGAAAUUGCUGGGUACCAGACACUAUGGGAGGCUGACAGCUACGGAGGCCUGAGCCCCCCGGGGCCAGCCCAGGCUCCCCUGCAGGGAGACCGGGGAGCCGGUCCCCCCCUGGCAGGAUCACAUUACAGGGGAAUUUCAAAUCCUAUAACAACAUCCAAGAUCACAUACUUUAAGAGGAAGUAUGUGGAAGAAGAGGAUUUUCACCCACCACUCAGCAGCUGUAGCCAUAAAACCAUCUCAAUCUUUGAGGAGCGAGCCCACAUCCUUUAUAUGUCCUUAGAAAAGCUAAAGUUUAUCGAUGAUCCUGAAGUGUACCUCCGAAGAUCUGUGCUUAUAAACAAUCUGAUGAAAAGGAUCCAUGGAGAAAUUGUCAUGCAGAAUAACUGGUGCUUUCCUGCCUGCUCUUUCAAUGGCGCCUCUGCCCAGGAGUGGUUUAUGGCUCAAGACUGUCCUUACCGGAAACGACCUCGGAUGGCCAAAGAGGAGUGUGAAAAGUUUCAUGCCUGCUGCUUGUACCAGGAAUGUGGUGGUCACUACCUAAAUUUACCCGUUUCGGUCAAUGCUAAUGUCGGAAGUGCCUCCACCACUGCCUCCUCUUCCUCCCCCUCCUCGUCUUCCUCUUCCUCUCCCCCUCUGCCUUUACCGAGCUGUUCCCACCAGGUGGAUUUUGAUAUAGGCAGCACACCUGUUUACAAGGGUGAUGGCCAGAUACCUGCCAGUGAAAUCUUUGUUACUAACGUCCGGUCACUUGGUGUUCAGGAAAAGGCCAAAUUAAAUGAUGAGAAAGUAAAUGAUGAUACCGACAGGGAUGGUGGCCCCCUGAGCCAUGGACCUGUGGGCAACGACCUUGCUUUUGAGGGCAAAGGCCAAUUUUAUGAUUAUUUUGAGACUGGAUAUAACGAAAAAAGCAGUGUAAGUGAGUCUUGGAAAAAGUCCUUAAGGAAAAAGGAGCCUUCACCGAGUAACAAACUGUGCUGCAGCAAAGCACAUAAAAUAUGA
Budorcas taxicolor (takin) is the source of this 1212-nucleotide messenger RNA. It is a transcript of the gene SERTAD4, whose product is annotated as SERTA domain containing 4. The transcript has 3 exons. The record is from RefSeq and is a predicted model, not a curated record. Gene Ontology annotation, cellular component: nucleus. NCBI's taxonomy places the organism in Eukaryota, Metazoa, Chordata, Mammalia, Artiodactyla, Bovidae. Bases 1 to 1212 code for a protein of 403 amino acids.